Aspergillus pseudotamarii is the source of this 2314-nucleotide messenger RNA. Its product is annotated as cytochrome P450. The record is from RefSeq and is a predicted model, not a curated record. Bases 430 to 2007 code for a protein of 525 amino acids. NCBI's taxonomy places the organism in Eukaryota, Fungi, Ascomycota, Eurotiomycetes, Eurotiales, Aspergillaceae. The transcript is spliced from 4 exons. Gene Ontology annotation, molecular function: oxidoreductase activity, acting on paired donors, with incorporation or reduction of molecular oxygen; monooxygenase activity; heme binding.
UAUCUACUAGUCACAUUGCACAGACCUGUGCUACAGCACAACAUACAUAGUCUCAGGAGGAUAUCAGGCCCCAAUAUUGACAACACAGAUUAAGGUGUAUGUUCACCGAUUUUACGCACUUAUAUCUCUUAUCCGGGAAUUGGCUGUUGGCGGAAAUGUUCCGGGUGCGGAAUUCGCUCGGCUGUAGUAACAACAGAUGCAUCAAUUCCGCGAUGAAUAUCACAUCGUUCUAUGCUAUACCCGAAAUACUUCCUCUAUGUAGAAAACGUGGGGUAGAUUCGAGCUCAUAGACCCUACUUACCUAUGUCUAACAGAACGGAAAAUUCCUCCUUUACGGCAUGCGAGGACUUUCUACAUUUAAGGCCUCAUGGACGUGUGACAUCUCCCCGACUAACUACGACAAUAGAAGCAAAAUUCAGAUAGUCCAGCAUGGCCAUAGCAGCAACUCUGUCCUCCAUACAGCAAAGCCUUAUUCAUACCCCUCUACAGUCAAUAUCUAUAGCAGCCCUUUUCACCGCUUGCCUUUACGUCGUUGUCAAUGAAUUCAUCCGUGCUUCCUCUCGUGUUCCAGGAUUCAAGGGGCCUCGUGGUCUACCUUUAAUUGGGAACAUCGCCCAAAUUCGCAAGAACGCCGCUGAACAGUAUCGCAUGUGGUCCAAGACCUACGGACCCGUUUAUCAAAUUCAGUUGGGGAAUAUUCCGGUAAUUGUUGUGAACUCUGCCGUCUCUGCAAAGGCAAUCUUUGGGCAGAAUGCACAGGCCCUAAGUUCAAGGCCUGAGUUUUACACCUUCCAUAAGAUCGUGUCCAACACUGCUGGCACAACCAUCGGGACUUCCCCGUACAGUGAUUCGCUGAAAAGACGUAGGAAGGGUGCCGCCUCAGCCCUUAAUCGACCCUCUGUGGAUUCCUAUGUCUCGCAUCUGGAUGCAGAGUCCAAAGCAUUCGUGGUGGAACUUCUUAAGUACGGAGAGGGUGGGAACGUACCGGUGGAUCCCAUGGCGAUGAUCCAACGCCUCAGUCUGAGUUUGGCUUUGACACUCAACUGGGGUGUGCGUGUGGUCUCACAGGAAGAGGACUUGUUCAACGAAAUCACUCACGUGGAGGAGGAAAUAAGCAAAUUCAGGAGCACCACAAGCAACCUGCAAGAUUAUAUACCUCUCUUGCGGCUGAACCCUUUCAAUACUAACUCGAAGAAAGCCAAGGAGAUGAGAGAUCGUCGAGAUAAAUACCUUAAUGGACUCAACCGUGAUCUAGACGACCGUAUGGAGAAAGGAACCCAUAAACCCUGUAUCCAAGCCAAUGUCAUCCUUGAUCAGGAAGCGAAAUUGAACUCAGAAGAACUUACCUCUAUCAGCUUGACUAUGCUUUCAGGAGGGCUUGAUACGGUUACUACGCUUGUGGCUUGGAGUAUCGGUCUCCUUGCCAAACGCCCAGACAUUCAAGACAAAGCCGCAGAAGCGAUUCUGAAUAUGUAUGGCCCUAACCAACCAAUGUGCGAUGCUGCGGAUGACCAGAAAUGCGCAUAUGUUGCUGCGCUGGUAAGAGAGUGUCUAAGGUACUUUACGGUCCUUCGUCUGGCUCUCCCUCGGACAUCGAUCAGAGAUAUUACCUACGAUGGCAGUACAAUUCCUAAGGGAACGGUUUUCUUUCUAAAUUCAUGGGCUUGUAAUAUGGAUCCCGAUACCUGGAGCGACCCUGAGGAGUUUAGGCCAGAGAGAUGGCUUGAACAACCCGAUGCACCUUUGUUCACCUACGGGCUAGGUUACCGCAUGUGUGCAGGCUCACUCCUUGCUAACCGUGAACUAUAUUUAAUCUUCAUGCGCACCAUUAACAGCUUCAGGAUUGAACCAUAUGACGACAUCGACUGGCACCCAGUCCAUGGCAAUUCAGAUCCCACAAGCUUAGUGGCAAUCCCGAAGAAGUAUAAGGUCAGGUUUAUUCCUAGGGACAAUAAAGUGCUUGAGAAUGUUCUUGCCUCGGCGUCCCCAAUGAAGCAUGUUAUAUGAGCGUGGUCUUUGCGGAACGGAUGUUUUAUGCUGAUGUAGAUCUUCCGUGGAGAUGGAAAACAAGUUGCGUCUUUGUCCCUUUCCUCUCUUUUAUUUUAUAUUCCGCCUGUUCAUCCAAUUUCGAGCAUAUUAUAAACCAUCAUUGAUAUUUUACUGUGCGUAACAACAGAAGCAGUUCUGCUUUCCCCCUUUAUUUCACAUGAUAAUCAAAGGCACCAGUCCUAUGUUAUAAUAAUUGUUGAAGACUUGCAAUCAGCCUUGUAAUCCUUAUUUAACAGCUAUUGGAUAAUUAUGUUUACAUUGCGAA